AUGGAAAGAACUAAGCAAAAUAUAGAGAGACAAUAAAAUAGAUCAGAAACUAUUGAUGUAGUAAUGAGACCCAAAGAUUCUACAAUAGAAGAUUCCCAUUCACAAAGAUUAAAGAUCAUAAAUUAGAGAGUAGUUGUUGUUAAUACUUUCAAUCGCAUCAUCAAUCUUGAUCGUGUUGGACAUCGAAUGCAACGAGGAUAACUAUUAAGAUAUCUAAGAGAAUUUUACAGUCAGAUUAUUGUUGAACAAAUAAAUAAAGUUUUAAAGGUGCCAGAUACAUUGACACUGUAGAUGUAUGAAUAACUUGUAACUUACUUGUAACAAUUGGAUAGAUAACAAUACUUGAAUUUAUGUUUUUAGAUGUAUGAUUUAUAAGGAUAAGGUGUAAUUACAAGUACAAACUUGCUCUCCAUACUUUCAGUAGAAAAAAAUACAUCAAUUAUAGAAAAUGACAUUUUAACUAUGAUUAAACUUAGAGCCAGUCUACUUAAGUCAUAAAUAGAUAAGAGUGAAUCAUCUGGACUACCUAAACUUAGAACCAUCGUAAUAAACAACAAAAGAACUUCUAAAGGGAAACGUAUGAUGAUAUCCCAAAUUGAGAAUGAAGUAGAUCAAAUUGUUAUGCAUCCAAUUAAUAGACUGAAACUCAUUGAUAAAAAUCAGUUUUAUAAAAUCUGGAAUAAUCAUAUCCCUGGAAUAAUUUAAGACCUCUUUAAAAACUUGAAUGAUUAUUAUUAUUAAUGA
Messenger RNA from Paramecium pentaurelia, 744 nucleotides. NCBI's taxonomy places the organism in Eukaryota, Ciliophora, Oligohymenophorea, Peniculida, Parameciidae. The record is from the annotation of a GenBank genome assembly.